Molecule: messenger RNA, 1603 nt
Organism: Marmota monax (woodchuck)
Lineage: Eukaryota; Metazoa; Chordata; Mammalia; Rodentia; Sciuridae
Gene: Chst11
Product: carbohydrate sulfotransferase 11
Exons: 3
Coding region: 545-1603 (352 amino acids)
Biological process (GO): carbohydrate biosynthetic process; proteoglycan biosynthetic process
Cellular component (GO): membrane
Molecular function (GO): sulfotransferase activity
Source: RefSeq, a predicted model, not a curated record
GGCGCGGCCCCGCCCUCCUCGCCGCUCCGCAGGCUCCCUCCCCUCGCCGGGGGCUGCGAGUUGCAUUUGGUAAAACCCAGCCUCGGAAUAUAUAGAUCAUUGGAGCGCAAUGAAGUAGCCUUUGGAGAGGAGGGAGGGGGCCGUCCGACAGCCACAGCGGCCAGUGCAGCGCAGCGGUAGCAGCGGCGGCAGCACCAUCGCCGCUCGCACCCCAGCCGCCCGGCCCGCGAGGAGGCAGCGGCGACCGCCGGAGCGAGCGGAGGAGGCGGCGGAGCGCGCGGAGAGGCGGGGAGGAGCAGCAGCAGGGGCGCGCGGACGCUGGUCCACGCAUCUCGGCACUUCCAGACCAACUCCGGCGCCUUCCACACCCCGGCCCCGGGCUGGGGGCUCCGAGAACCGCCGCGAAGCCACCCGAUCCUUCCCCUGAUCGCUGCCCAGCCCUGCCCUGCGCCUCCCGGGCUCCGGUCCGCGCGGCGGGGUCCCCACUCCUGCGCCCCGGGCGCGCCUCCCGGACUCCCCGGUCCCUGCAGCCAGGACAAAAGCCAUGAAGCCGGCGCUGCUGGAAGUGAUGAGGAUGAACAGAAUUUGCCGGAUGGUGCUGGCCACUUGCUUGGGAUCCUUUAUCCUGGUCAUCUUCUAUUUCCAAAGUAUGUUGCACCCAGUCAUGCGGAGGGAUCCCUUUGGUGUGGACAUCUGCUGUCGAAAGGGGUCACGGAGUCCCCUGCAGGAGCUCUACAACCCGAUCCAGCUGGAACUCUCCAACACGGCCGUCCUGCACCAGAUGAGGCGGGACCAGGUGACCGACACGUGCCGAGCCCACAGCGCCCUGAGCCGCAAGCGGCGGGUGCUGACCCCCAGCGACCUGAAGCACCUGGUGGUGGACGAGGACCACGAGCUCAUCUACUGCUACGUGCCCAAGGUGGCGUGCACCAACUGGAAGCGGCUCAUGAUGGUCCUGACGGGCCGCGGCAAGUACAGCGACCCCAUGGAGAUCCCGGCCAGCGAGGCGCACGUGGCGGCCAACCUCAAGACGCUCAACCAGUACAGCAUCCCCGAGAUCAACCACCGCCUCAAGAGCUACCUCAAGUUCCUGUUCGUGCGCGAGCCCUUCGAGAGGCUGGUGUCCGCCUACCGCAACAAGUUCACGCAGAAGUACAACACGUCCUUCCACAAGCGCUACGGCACCAAGAUCAUCCGGCGCCAGCGCAGGAACGCCACGCAGGAGGCGCUGCGCCGCGGCCACGACGUGCGCUUCGAGGAGUUCGUCGCCUACCUCAUCGACCCGCACACGCAGCGCGAGGAGCCCUUCAACGAGCACUGGCAGACGGUGCACUCGCUGUGCCACCCGUGCCACAUCCGCUACGACCUCGUGGGCAAGUACGAGACCCUGGAGGAGGACUCCAACUACGUGCUGCAGCUGGCGGGCGUCGGCGGCUCGCUCAAGUUCCCCGCCUACGCCAAGUCCACCCGAACUACGGACGAGAUGACCACCGAGUUCUUCCAGAACAUCAGCUCCGAGCACCAGACGCAGCUCUACGAAGUCUACAAACUCGACUUUUUAAUGUUCAAUUACUCAGUGCCAAGCUACCUGAAAUUGGAAUGA